This is a messenger RNA of Seminavis robusta, 1202 nucleotides long. NCBI's taxonomy places the organism in Eukaryota, Bacillariophyta, Bacillariophyceae, Naviculales, Naviculaceae. The record is from the annotation of a GenBank genome assembly.
GAUCCAAGCUCGAUCAUUCAGCACAAAAAGCCACUAAAUUGCACCAUGAUGUCUCUGCUGAAUGGAGCAACGAACGAGACCUCUACUUCUACUAUUGAUAUUAGUAUAGACAGUAGUAAAGACCAGCUCUGCCAAGAAUGCGACAGUGAAUCGUUUCGGUAUCAAUGUCCUCGCUGCUCGCAUCGCACGUGUUCCUUGCAGUGCUGCGUGGCCCACAAGCACCGAACGGGAUGCAAUGGGAAACGCGAUCGGACCAAGUUUCUUCGCGUGGCACACAUGGACGAUGGAACCCUCAACAGUGAUUAUCACUUUUUGGAAGAUGUCCUAGGAGCCGUCGAACGAGCCAAACGGACCACUGGGACCAACAAUAGCAAGUCAAAUAACCAAAGCAACAAGAGACACAAACCCAAUGAACACAACACUACUACCACCGUUACCCCCCAUUCCAUGCUGCAGCAAAUGGAACACUUGGCAGUGGAUGGAGCUGAAAAAACAUCACCUGCAGAGCCAUCCAACUCUGAUAUCACCACCAGCACAAGUCAACUCGUACUACAAUCCACACCCACCACCACUACUACACCACCCAAUAAUAAUACUAAUAAUGAUUCCUGGAAACAAUUGGGUCCCAAAUGGAGACAUUUUUUCCAACAGGCCAAACUCCGUGGCACUCACGUACUCUUGAUGCCCACGGGAAUGCAACGACGUAAAACCAAUUCGUCUCACAUUCAAAAGAAAGAUGAUAUCAUUCAUUGGAAGGUCGACUUUCGAAUGCACUGCGAUGACAAGAAUGCCGAAGUAAUAGUACACUCCCAAAAAAUAUCCGAACAGGCCGUCUUAUGGGAGGAAUUGCAAAAGAUGAAUUUCUGGAAGAAGAACAAAAAUCAUACUGAUAAUACUAUUGACGAUACUACUACCGGUACACCAACAAUUCACUGUCUGAUGAUUCAAAAGUUGCCUAGUCCAUCCAAUCGUCCUUGCUACGUCGAAAUUUCCGACAAACAAGCUACCUUGCAAUCCAUCCUUCACGGAAUGACCAUUAUCGAAUACCCAACCAUUGAAGUAGUCUGCCACCCAGAUCGUGUAUCUGAUUUUCCAAAGGCCAUUCAAGAAGUAUUCGAAGCAACAACAACAACAAAGGAUACUAAAAAUGAUGCUUGUAGCGACACGUCCAGCUAACUUUACUAAAGACAAGGAUAUGCAAG